UCCUACAUUGUUCCACGUGUCACUACGAAUGCAUUUGAACUUGAUAUAUAAAAUAACUGUUUGCUGCUGCUUUAUUUCCGUCUCAGAGAAAUAUGGUACGAACCAGCUGCUGGACGCUCGGGUUCUCCUGAUCUCCCAGGAGAAAUGUAAAGCUCCCCAUGUUUACGGAGGCUCGUUGGAUGACAGCAUGUUCUGUGCCGGGAACAUGAAAGGAGGCGUCGACUCCUGCCAGGGUGACUCUGGAGGCCCUCUGGUGUGUGAGCGUAAUGGGACCCACUACGUUGUCGGCGUGGUGAGCUGGGGCGACGGCUGUGGCAAGAAAUAUAAGCCUGGCGUCUACGCUAACGUUGGAAGAUUCGUUGACUGGAUCGCUCGUCAUUUGCUCUCAUAAGAAUCCAUGUUGCACACUGGACAGGUGUUACAGAAAAGUUGCCACUGACUGUAAUUUCCUUUUGUGUCAGAAAAUAUCUCCAACUUGACAUGGUGUCAAACUUGUGUUACCUCAUAUGAACUCAUCUAUACUGCACUGUGUUGUGAUUAUAUUCUGUUUUUUCAAGCCUGGUUGCAACAACUAUUAAAAAAUGUAAUGCAAGAAGUAUUUCUGAGAGAGACCUUUGAUACAACACAACCACAGCUUUGCGUUGGACAUUUAGUAACCUUGGCUAUCAUAUGUUUUUUUAAAGCAAACACUCUCUGUCACGAGGUUAAUCCGUUCUGUUUACCCUCGGAUCUCUUCUCCAGUCAUGUGGCUGCUAUAAUGAAACCUCCCACUGCUCGACCGAAUCUUGUUUUAGUGAGCCCAGGUGAAAUGAGAGCUUUAUCCCAUGACAGACACAUCUGUGUUGACUCUGGCAGAAGCUGUUUAAGCCUCAAUUUAGCCAAGGUACAAUCCCCAAAGACACACAAACAAACAGAAAUGGGCGUAGUUCCUUGUUACAUUCCAACAUUUAUUCAAAUAACAUACUCAUAUGGUCUUAAACCUCCUUUUCAGCUGCU
Molecule: messenger RNA, 996 nt
Organism: Stegastes partitus (bicolor damselfish)
Lineage: Eukaryota; Metazoa; Chordata; Actinopteri; Pomacentridae
Product: hyaluronan-binding protein 2-like
Exons: 2
Coding region: 29-391 (120 amino acids)
Biological process (GO): proteolysis
Molecular function (GO): serine-type endopeptidase activity
Source: RefSeq, a predicted model, not a curated record